AUGGAUGUUGCCGUUUUGCGAGGUCGUGUCGCUUCGACACUUGAUCCGGACACUGAUACUCGUCGGCGCGCUGAACUGGAUCUGAAAGCUGCAGAAGAACAUCCAGGUUUUACCGAUGCUCUUCUUGAUAUAUUACAAGCAGAACAUGAUCCUGCAGUUCGGUUAUCAACGGUUGUCUACCUAAAAAAUCGCGUUACGAGAGCAUGGCUACCGAGCGAGACCCAGCUCAAGCCGAUGGCCGACGAUGAGAAAGCUAGAUUUCGAGACCGACUCCUACCUUUCAUUGCUUCCUCCCCACCACAAAUUCGUCAACAACUCGUACCUGUCCUUCAAAAGAUUCUACAUUACGAUUUCCCAGACAAAUGGCCUUCCUUUAUAAAUAUGACCGUUCAAUUAUUGAACACGAACGAUGCCGCAUCAAUAUUCGCAGGUUUACAAUGUCUCCUCGCCAUAUGCCGUGUUUUCCGUUUCAAAUCGGGGGAGAAUCGCGCAGACUUCGACGCAAUUGUGGAGGCAACAUUUCCAAGACUUUUGAUAAUCGGACAGGGUUUGGUCAACGAGAUGAGCGAAGAAGCGGGAGAAAUGCUCCAUAUUGUUCUCAAGGCAUACAAACACGCAACAUUUUUUGAUUUAUCUGCCUCUUUGCGCGAACAUACGGUAGUGGUCGGUUGGUGCACUCUAUUCCUUCAAACGGUCGCCAAAGAUGUCCCACAAUCUGCCUUGGCUGAGGACGAAGCUGAACGAGAGGCAAAUCAUUGGUGGAAGGCCAAGAAAUGGACAUACUUCAAUUUGAACAGACUAUAUGUUCGUUAUGGAAACCCCUCGUCUUUGUCGAAAGGCAAUGGAGAUGAUUAUGCCGUGUUCGCAAAAAGCUUCACGGCAAAUUUCGCACCUGAGAUUCUGAAAGGUUACCUUCAGCAGAUUGAGAAAUGGGUCGCGAAGACGACGUGGCUCAGCAGACCUUGUCUUUCGUAUACUUUGAUAUUCCUCGACGAGUGUGUUCGACCAAAGCAAAUGUGGACUCACUUGAAACCACAUCUCGACAGCCUUGUCACACAUUUCCUCUUCCCUGUGAUGUGUCUCUCGCCCGACGAUGUUGAAAAAUUCGAAACCGACCCGGAAGAAUAUUUACACCACAAGUUGAAUUUCUACGAGGAAGUCUCAGCACCAGACAACGCCGCGACCAACUUUCUGAUUACACUCACCAAAGUUCGCAGAAAGCACACAUUCACAAUUCUUACAUUUGUGAAUUCGAUUGUGAACGAGUACGAGGCUGCAGAAGAGGGAAAGAAGAACCAUAUUGCAAAGGAGGGAGCUUUGCGAAUGAUUGGGACUUUGUCCAGUGUCAUUCUAGGCAAGAAAAGUCCGAUCGCUGAACAAGUGGAAUAUUUCUUGGUCCGAUAUGUCUUCCCAGACUUCCGAAGCACACAAGGAUUCCUGCGAGCCAGAGCUUGCGACACCGUCGAGAAGUUCGAACAACUCGAUUUCAAGGAACCUCAGAAUCUUCUUGUUAUAUACCAAAAUAUUCUAGAGUGUAUGGCCGAUCCCGAUCUUCCGGUUCGUGUUGAAGCAGCACUCGCAUUGCAACCUUUGAUUAGACACGAUAUCAUCCGCACGAGCAUGCAAGCAAACAUCCCACAAAUCAUGCAACAGCUGUUGAAACUGGCUAACGAGGUCGAUGUGGACGCAUUAUCCAAUGUUAUGGAAGACUUUGUUGAAGUGUUUGCCGCAGAGUUGACUCCUUUUGCAGUAGCCUUAAGCGAGCAAUUGCGCGAUACCUAUCUACGAAUUGUUAGAGAACUUUUGGAGAAGAACGAAAAGAGGGAUGACGAUGAGUAUGGAGACUAUUUGGAUGACAAGAGUAUUACUGCACUCGGAGUCUUACAAACAAUCGGAACUUUGAUUUUGACCUUAGAAAGCACUCCUGAUGUUCUUUUGCACAUGGAAUCCAUUUUGAUGCCGGUCAUUAAGGUCACGUUGGAGAAUAAACUCUAUGAUCUUUACAAUGAAGUAUUCGAGAUUAUCGACAGCUGUACAUUUGCUGCCAAAUCCAUCUCGCCAACCAUGUGGCAAGCAUUUGAGCUUAUUCACGCAACCUUCAAGGCUGGCGCUGAACUCUAUCUUGAAGAUAUGCUUCCAGCUUUGGACAAUUUUGUACAAUACGGCAGUGUUCAUCUUGUACAAACGCCACAAUACCUGGACGCCAUCUUUGGUAUGGUUGCAGAUAUGUUUGCGGAUGAGAAGGUCGGAGGUGUCGAUAAAAUUUGCGCAUGCAAGUUGGCCGAGGGUAUGAUGCUGAGUCUGAGAGGUCAUAUCGAUCAAUGCGUCUUGCAAUUUGUUGAUAUGGCUAUGCGAACUCUUAUAAAUACUGAUGUCAAGGUCAAGUCGUACAAAAUCCAUCUCAUGGAAAUGGUCAUUAACGCAAUCUAUUACAACCCAGCUUUGACUUUACACAUCCUCGAGCAAAAGCAAUGGACCAACAAAUUCUUCAGCUUGUGGUUCGCAAGCAUCGAUAGUUUUACUAGAGUACAUGACAAGAAGCUCUCAAUUGCCGCUAUAGUUGCUUUACUCACACUCAACGCCGACCAAGUCCCAAUCAGCGUUCAACAAGGCUGGCCAAGAUUAUUACAGGGCAUUGUCAGAUUAUUUCAGACUCUUCCUACCGCCACAAUGAAUCGUGAAGACGCAUUGAAGGACGAUUUCCCGGUUGACGGUGAAUCUUAUGACGAUGAGGAGGAUGACGAGUGGGCUGGUGAUGAUAAUGCCUGGGGAGAGGAAGGUGAUGAGGCAGACGAAGAAUCGGAAAUCAAAGACGAGAGUAGCGCCUAUCUCGAAUUCUUAAACGAAGAAGCUUCAAAGUUCAGCAAUAUCGAUGACCAUGACUCAGACGAUGAGCUCGGUGAAGAGAGUCUUCUCGAAACCCCUCUCGACAAGGUGGAGCCAUACCAGCUAUUCAAAAAUGCCCUGAUAAAACUCCAACAGGAACAACCACAACUUUAUGAAUCGCUCACUACAAAUCUCAACCCAUCUGAGCAAGAAAUCGUUCAGGGGGUUAUACACCAAGCAGAUGCCAACGCAGCAGCAGAAAUUGCAUUGGCUCAGGCAGAGGCACAACUUGUAGCUGUGAUCAAUGGAGGAGCUUGA
Molecule: messenger RNA, 3144 nt
Organism: Sclerotinia borealis F-4128
Lineage: Eukaryota; Fungi; Ascomycota; Leotiomycetes; Helotiales; Sclerotiniaceae
Source: the annotation of a GenBank genome assembly